Molecule: messenger RNA, 1380 nt
Organism: Durio zibethinus
Lineage: Eukaryota; Viridiplantae; Streptophyta; Magnoliopsida; Malvales; Malvaceae
Source: RefSeq, a predicted model, not a curated record
CCUGACGACUACUUAAAUCUAGAUAUAUUUAGCGAUGGGUCCACAUCCACGGUAAAGACAUGUUAAGUUCCUUUUGAAUGAAGAAGAGAGGGAGGGACUCGCAGCUUUCAGCAAAACCUUUCCCACCCUUCUAAACCCAACUCCCAAACCCAGAUAAAGAUGGAUGCAGCAUCUGAGCGUUACAGUUACAACCCCAUAUUGCGAUGGAAUCCUCGGGUGGAAGAUUACUUCAUCAAAGCCUACGGGUCUCUUCAUUUUGCUCAAAUCUCCAAAGCCUUAACGUCUCAUGGUGAGGAAGGAGAUUUAGUUGCAGUUUCAGUUGCUGUGGAGCAGCCUGUGCCUGAUGGUGGAUGGGAACUUGGUAUAACACGUGGAACUGUUCUGCAGGGACUGCAGACAGAUCCUUAUUACUUUGAACUAAAUGGAUUAUACAUUGGUCAAGGAACAACAAUGUUGUCAAGAGCUGGGAUCUUUUGUGCUUCUCAAGGAAUUGCUGUUGAUAUGAAUAAUCAAGUAUUUAAGUUGCCUUUGUUUGAUGAUGUGCUUGAGGGGGAAAUAUUUCUUCGAAACCUGCCAAGCAUUGUCACUACUCAUGCUCUUGGCUUUGAAAUCUCUUCAGUGGAGAACUAUUAUGAAGCACUUUUUACAUGUUCUGGAAAUUGGAAAUUAGGCACUGAAGAACAUUAUGGUGGAUUUUAUUAAGACACAAAUAGGCAGUUCAAUUUUCUAGUGGUCUACUUUUUGAUUUAGCUUGAAUAGAAUGACGUCCAUCUGGUUGUGAUUGGGUGUAGAAAUUUAUCUACCGAACUGGUUAUUCUUACGGAAUUCAGAAUAGGAGGGUGUAGUUAAUGCUCAAUUCGCUGUUUGUUUCACAGCUUAAUGAGAUGUGUUAUGUUGUACCAUCCUUUUUGUUCUUUGGUGAUUGAUUCUUUGGCCAUUGUUGAUUGUGCUUUUUCUAACCGACAAUUAUUUGGUGAUGCUGACUUAGAGAUUGGUUAAGAACUAGGGAGGAGGAAUUGGUUCAGAGGUUUGAUUCCUCAUCUCCACUUGAUACUAUUAGGUUUUUCAUAGCCACGUUUGUUGUAGGCUCCAAAGACACCUGAGUUGAGUUUGUGAAAUGAAGCCAAGGCCUUAGACCGUUGAACAAAUUAUAGUGUUCGAAUGGUCUUUCAGUGUUGUUAGUAUUUUUCCUGUGCAGAGAGCAAUUUGCUGUGAAAGAAUCAAGAAAAGAAUGGUCAGAGCACUCUUUUUGUGAAGUAGAUUGGUGGUUAACUCAUCUAAUUGGAUCAGUUUUUGUUUGCUGUGAAGAAAUUUGUUGGAUGAAUUAUUUUUCACGAAGAAAACUAAGAUCCAGGAAAUAUGGUCUUUUUUACUUUGUGA